AUGGGAAGGGAAAGCAGUUGCAGCAGGCUCACAUGUGACGCCUCCCGGGCCUCUCUUCAGGACCCCAGUGAGGAUGAGCCCAACAUCCGAGUCCUCCUGGAGCACCGUUUCUACAAGGAGAAGAGCAAGAGUGUCAAGCAAACUUGUGACAAGUGUAACACCAUUAUCUGGGGGCUCAUUCAGACCUGGUAUACGUGCACAGGCUGCUAUUACCGAUGUCACAGCAAGUGCUUGAACCUCAUCUCCAAGCCCUGUGUGCGCUCCAAAGUCAGCCACCAAGCCGAAUAUGAGCUGAACAUCUGCCCUGAGACAGGGCUGGACAGCCAAGAUUACCGUUGCGCCGAGUGCCGGGCGCCCAUCUCUCUGCGGGGCGUGCCCAGCGAGGCCCGGCAGUGUGACUACACCGGCCAGUAUUACUGCAGCCAUUGCCACUGGAAUGACCUGGCCGUCAUCCCCGCGCGAGUCGUGCACAACUGGGACUUCGAGCCGCGCAAGGUGUCCCGCUGCAGCAUGCGUUACCUGGCGCUGAUGGUGUCUCGGCCGGUUCUCAGGCUGCGGGAGAUCAACCCUCUGCUGUUCAACUAUGUGGAGGGGCUGGUGGAGAUCCGGAAGCUGCGCCAGGACAUCCUGCUCAUGAAGCCGUACUUCAUUACUUGCAAGGAGGCCAUGGAAGCUCGUCUCCUCCUGCAGCUCCAGGACCGGCAGCAUUUUGUGGAGAACGAUGAGAUGUACUCCGUGCAGGACCUGCUGGACGCGCACACAGGCCGCCUCGGCUGCUCACUCACGGAGACUCACACGCUCUUCGCCAAGCACAUCAAGCUGGACUGUGAGCGGUGUCAGGCCAAGGGCUUCGUGUGUGAGCUCUGCAGAGAGGGUGACGUACUCUUCCCCUUCGACAGCCACACGUCCGUGUGCACCGACUGCUGUGCUGUCUUCCACAGGGACUGCUACUAUGACAACUCCACCACGUGUCCCAAAUGUGCUCGGCUCACCUUGCGGAAGCAGUCACUCUUCCAGGAGCCUGGUCCAGACGUGGAUGCCUAGAGCAACAGGAACCCCUCCCAGGCCUCUCUGGCAUCCAAACUGCUGGUCAUUGCCAAAGUCAAGGUGUUUCUUGUGUUCUGGAGACCCCUAGGGUGCAGUCCCUGGACCUCUCACCUGUGCUGGGCCAGAGGGUUGUAAGCAGCACCAUGAGGACCGUCGUCCCUCUCCCAGGCACUUGCUGGGACUUGGGGCAGUCUCGCCUGGCUCUUUCCUGGGUGUGUUGCUGUGGAGGCUGCAGGGCUCCAUAAGCAGGGAAGUGGGGAAAGGCUUCUCCCCACCCCCUGUGGCAAAGAGCCUUGGGGAGGCACUUGGGGCCAAGGCCGCUGGGCUUUGGCCACCCUGAGAACCCCCAGAGGGCUUUGGGGGAGUGGCCGACGAGCCUUGGGAAUGCUGGCUGCAGACACCCAGGCUGGGCCUGAGUUUUCUCUGCAAUGGAUGGUUUGGAUCUACCUGGAGGACCCCAUCCCCUUGGCCCCUUGUGUGGGGACUUGUAGUUGUUCACGACUGUCUCCUGAGGGCCCUGCUCCUGCCUCUCAAAGUUCUCUCUGGGUUCUCCUCCAACAGGGCCAGUCCUGGAGGUUCCCACUUCUGUACAACAUGGAGGGAAGGGGGCUGUGAAGCUCUUCCCGGUGGACCAGCCCCUGCUCUGGCCUUUG
Leptonychotes weddellii (Weddell seal) is the source of this 1700-nucleotide messenger RNA. The record is from RefSeq and is a predicted model, not a curated record. NCBI's taxonomy places the organism in Eukaryota, Metazoa, Chordata, Mammalia, Carnivora, Phocidae.